AUGGCCAACCUCGACCCCGGAUUGGGAGAAAUGGCUGCUGAGGAUGGAGCACUUCUUCGGCCAGCAAUGGAAGGAUCAGGGCAUCUACCACUUGAUCAAGCUGUUCGACCGGCCGCUCGUCAUAGAUCGGUCGCUCUUAGCCGCGGCCCUAUGCUUCUGGUCGUUGGCCACAAAUACUAUGAACCUUCGGUUUGGCAUGAUGACGUCGACCGUUCUAGACAUGGCCGCCUUAUUCGGCCUCUCUCCCCUCGGUGUGGAAGUAAAUGCUGCUCUAGUGGCCCCUGA
Prunus armeniaca (apricot) is the source of this 285-nucleotide messenger RNA. The record is from the annotation of a GenBank genome assembly. NCBI's taxonomy places the organism in Eukaryota, Viridiplantae, Streptophyta, Magnoliopsida, Rosales, Rosaceae.